GAGUUCUGAUUGGCCACGGCAGUAGAACCGGCCCUCAGCGGACGCAUGGGAAAUCCUGUUUGAAAAAACUGACGGAGAAAAAGAACCGAACGAAAUUUAAACCGAUUUAGGUUUAACAGGUUAGUUAACAGGUUAGUUAACAGGUUAGCGAUGUUUACACCAGAUUGAUUUAACCUGGUUCAACUACAUCUGGUUAAAGUGAACUAAUCCUGGGUCAAUGAAUCAGUGUUAAACGCUGAUGAAGCUGGUGAAGAUGGUUAACAUGUUGGUUUCAACAGGUUGUUAUUACAUCAGUGAACUGUGAUGGACGUUGAGAUCGUGGAGUUCGUGGUUCCUGUGGAGAACAAUAAGACUCUGUUUGUCUGGAACAUUCAGUCACUUCUCACUGAGGCUCAGAUCUAUGACAGAUUGUUUGGUGUCUUCUCGUCUUUUGGUCCUCUCUACCUGUUGAGGGUGCGUCCUAACGCUCCCCUCCAACCCUCCGGUUUCUCUGCCAUCGUCAAGUUUUUCUCGGCUUCUCAUUCGUCGAAGGCUCAACGACAGACUGAUGGACGCUUGCUGUUCCAGGAUGUCCCACUCAAGGUGAGGUUGAGCUCCAAACACACCCCUCACUUCCUGUCUGACAGCAGCAGACCUUUGAGCCACGCCCGCUGCCUGGAACUGGCCAAUCACUGCCUGGGAUUCAAUGGCUGGACCUAUGAUAUCAUCACAUUGAAGGAGCUGAGCGAUGAAGGAGAGGAGGAUGGAGGAGGUGGUGAGGAGGGUGGAGUGAGGAGGCUGAGGUUUGGCUGCCUGCUGCAGCUCAACUUCCCCCGUCACAGACAGACAACCAGAGGAGCAGCCGUGGUCAACGACAGCUUCACCUGCACAGGCCCAGAUGUUUUGCUACACAAACGUUGUAAACUCCAGAAGUUGGUCAGAGACAAAGCUCUGGUUCAGGCCUUCAACACAGUCCUGCUCAUUCUACUGGACAAUGGUAAAGUGAUGGUGGAGGUGAAACAGACGUCUGAUCAGAUUUUACCUGAGAACAUCGAAGGAGUCGUUCAUGUGAAUGAGUUUGAUCUCGAUGAAGAUGAAGAAUGGGAUCUGACUGUAUCUUAGACUCCAAGAGGAUUCUGGGUAGUGGUGCAUUAUGGGAAACAUUACAGCAUCACAUAAAGAUUUAAUUAAUUCAAUAAAUCAAUGUUGUCACUGUAAAUCAUAAAAACACGAGAUAGUGAAAAGUUGACUACAGAUAAAAUUAUUACACACAUAAACAUGUAAACCAUGUCCUGCUGCCCCCCUGUGGUUAUUAAAGGAACGUACCACUGCA
This is a messenger RNA of Hippoglossus stenolepis (Pacific halibut), 1312 nucleotides long. RefSeq names its product RAD52 motif containing 1 (gene rdm1). The record is from RefSeq and is a predicted model, not a curated record. Bases 304 to 1101 code for a protein of 265 amino acids. The transcript has 8 exons. Lineage: Eukaryota; Metazoa; Chordata; Actinopteri; Pleuronectiformes; Pleuronectidae. Gene Ontology annotation, molecular function: RNA binding. Gene Ontology annotation, cellular component: nucleolus.